Molecule: messenger RNA, 1182 nt
Organism: Colletotrichum karsti
Lineage: Eukaryota; Fungi; Ascomycota; Sordariomycetes; Glomerellales; Glomerellaceae
Exons: 3
Coding region: 1-1182 (393 amino acids)
Source: RefSeq, a predicted model, not a curated record
AUGCAUUUCAUGCCCGGCAGGCCGACGUCCAAGAGGGACCUGGCCAUCAUCGGGGCCGUGUUCAUUACGCUCGUGCUUUUCUUACACAAUCCGUUCCUCGGCCAGAUCCGACAGCGGCGCAGCUCAUCCUUGCCGGAUUUGAUGAGCAACAUUGGCAACAGCACGUUGGGUUUUGAGAAGAUUUUCGUCAUCGGCCUCCCCUCAAGAACCGACCGCCGAGAUGGAGUCCUCCUCCAGGCCGCUCUCAGCGACAUGGAAAUCGAGUUUGUCGACGGCGUCCCUGGUGACCAAGUGCCGGACAAGGCGAUCCCGAAGACGAGCGAGCAUGACCGCCUACACAACGGGGCUAUUGGGUGCUGGCGCGGGCACAUGAACGCUCUCGGGGAAAUCGUCCGCCGGAAUCUGUCCUCCGCUCUCAUUCUCGAGGAUGAUGUCGACUGGGACAUCAGGAUCAGACAUCAGUUGCACGACUUCGCGCUAUCGUCUCAGGCGCUUACACAGCCGCUGGCGGAGGCGCCUCUGUCCUACGUCGAUCCCACAUACCCGAUGCCGUCCGAGAACACCCCAGGACGGCUGCCGGACAUUCCCUUUGAGCACCUCCCGGCCACCGUUCCCCCGAAGCACUCCCCGUAUGGCGACGAUUGGGACCUCCUCUGGAUCGGCCACUGCGGCAUGCACUUCCCCUUCGAGGAUAGCAGGACAGUGCCGAAAGCCCGCAUCAUCCACACGAACGAUGUCACCGUCGCCCCGAAGAAGAACCUUUGGACGUUCAACAUCCCCUUCACGCUGAAAGAGCAGUACCCGGAGCACACGCGCGCGGUGCACCAUGCGCAGGAGGGUGUUUGCACGUUGGGCUACGCGGUGAGCCAGAAGGGUGCAAGGAGGUUGUUGCAGGAGGUUGCGCUGAAGGACGUCAGCGAUGCUGUCGAUAUUCUGCUGAGAUUCUUCUGCGAGGGUGCCAAGGGCAGAAAGCCUCACAACUGCUUGACGACGCAGCCGGCGCUCUUUCACCAUCACCGCGCUGCAGGCCCUCUGAGUUCCAUGAGUGACAUCGGAAACCACGGCGAUGGUUUCCGGGAACAGAGCAUGACGGACAUGGUGAGGUGGAGCGUGAGGUUGAAUGCCGACGCGUUGCUGGAAGGAAGGACGGAUUUUGUCGACCAAUACCCUGAUGAAGUAUGA